Molecule: messenger RNA, 1506 nt
Organism: Mytilinidion resinicola
Lineage: Eukaryota; Fungi; Ascomycota; Dothideomycetes; Mytilinidiales; Mytilinidiaceae
Exons: 3
Coding region: 1-1479 (492 amino acids)
Source: RefSeq, a predicted model, not a curated record
AUGAGGUCUCUUUCAUUGAUCAUCUUGCCAUCUCUACUCUAUCUCCUAUCUACAUUAACAUCCGUUGCCGCCGUCACAGUCGACUACAAAAACUACAAAACCUCAAAAGGCGACAAACUUCCCAACUUUAGCUAUGCUGGCUACCAUGCCUCCGAGAAAUCCCUACCCGCAUCCAAUAGCAAAGUAACCAAAACGCUCAGUCCAGGUAGCGGUGACCAAACCGCCGCCAUCCAAGCCGCACUUGACUCCGUCUGGAAGGCUGGCGGCGGCGUCGUUGCGCUCAAAGCGGGCAAAUACGCCAUUACCCCCGGCCUGGUGAUCCGCAACUACACGACUCUCCGAGGAGCUGGGGUUGGUAAAACGAUCCUGAACGUGAAGAGUCUGUCGGGAGAUGUGAUCACUAUCGGUGACCAGACGGGAAAAGGAAAGGCGAUCAAAACAGCGUUGAUCACAGACAGCUACAUAGCUGCAGGCACAGGUACAGUGCAUGUCGUGGAUGCAUCUGGGUUUGCAGUUGGUCAGGAAGUCAUGGUGCAGAGGCAGGUUACGAAAUCGUGGAUCGCAGAGCUGGGAAUGAAUGCGCUCGUGAGGAGCGGGAAGAUACAGACUUGGAUCAAACCCGGCACCCUUGUGCAACAACCCCGAAAGAUCGCCUCGAUCCACGGCAAAGCCAUCUCCGUCGACGUCCCCUUCACCGACUCCCUCAUCCCCGCCUGGUCCCCCCAACUCGUCGCCUACACGCCUCCAUCCCAGCCCUCCGAAAUCGGCCUCGAGUCACUCAGUCUCACCCUCUCUCCCAGCUGCUCCGGCCGCAUUCUCAGUGACACCACUUGCACCGCCAACGCCCUCCUCAUCGGCACCUGGUCGACUGACAGCUGGAUCCGCGACCUUGCACUCACAGGCUUCAACAACUUUAUCACAGUCGCUUACAAUGCCUCCCGCAUCACUCUGUCGAACAUAGCCAUGCACCGAGAUGGCGCGACGGACAAUGGUGCGGGGUACGCGCUCGACGUGUCGCUCGAUGGAAGCCAGGUGCUUGUUGAGAACUGCAGUACGCAAGGCGCGGCGGACUCGCGGUCGUAUUCUGUAGCAACGAAGGCGCUGACGCCGGGGCCGAAUGCGGUGUUGAACUACGUCCACGAGCAGGCUGUUGAAAGCAUCGAGCCGCACAUGCGGUGGGCGCAUGGGCUGCUGGUUGAGAACCAGGAGGGUGGGGCGCUGAGUUUGAGGAACAGAGCGACGGCGGGCACUGGGCAUGGGUGGACAGUUAAUAACGCUGUUGGCUGGAACGUGAACGCAAAGAAACUGGAUAUCGAGUCCCCCGCCGGCGGCCAGAACUACUGCUUCGGCUGCAUCGGGACGCCCGUGAGCGGAAAUAAUGGGACGUAUGUGAGUACUUGCACUCACGUCGAGCCAAAGAGUUUGUUUGCGGCGCAGCUGGCGGAUAGGGGGUUUGAUGCUUCGAAGCUGGGUAUUUGAAGACGAAGGAGUAGAAGUAAAAGAUGC